CCGAACGGGCAACACGUCUAACAAACUCCCGCUACCCCAGCACCCGCCCUGACGUUGUGCAGUGCCCGAGUGAGAACGCAUACUGUGAUUUGUUUUGAGUGUGACGUCACUAAGUGCUUGUGAACGUAACAUAAUUGUGUUUAGUGCACUAUGCGGUUGUUAUCAACGUUAUGAAUGGUCUGGACCGCUGCUUCUUCGAUCAACGUGAGUCACAACAUCAUGGGGAUGACUGCAGUUAUAGUUAUAUAAGCCUGGGCCGGCUGCACCCGUACGGCUCGGGCAGCGGCAGCGGUUCUAGCAACGGCAGCGGCCGCCGUCGCACGCGCAGCCGCGGCCUCUCGGACUCUCCUACCCUCCCCACCACCCCCACUUCCGCCUCCGACAACGCUUCGGACGCCACCCUCACGGAUUCAGAGUUGCCGCUCGCGAGGGACUCAACUCUGCUCGUGCAAAACGGCAUGCUGAGAUCUACUUACGACCGGCCAGAUCACGAACGUUGUCUUCUAGAAGGUUCGCGGCUCCCGCCCGAUGUGCCACCCCGGAACCCGACCAUGCCUCGUCUGAACGGACGCAUCACUGGCAACCCAGCCGACCUGGGCGACUUCGAGCCCUCUUGCCUCGUCAGGACUCCUUCGGGGAAUUUCUACGUGCCUUCAGGGGACAUACAAAAGAAUCCGUCUAUGGACUACAAAUCCAAUUCCUCGUGUAGCAGUCCUGGGAAACAGGACAAAAGCACCUUAGAGAGGAUGGACAGAAGCGACAGGUCGCACCCGGCAUUCGGGGCCCCUGUGCCGGUCCUCCCCGUCAGGAAUAACCUCCGCGCCUCCCACUUCCCUCCCGCGGCCUCCCGGUUCCAUUUCAGGAAAGGCCUCUCGUCUAGAUGCUCUUGGAAAUGUACAGCCAUAGUGUUCAUAAUCCUCUUUGUUCUACUAUUAGCCAUUGCCUCUUAUACGUCAGCCUCAUAUUUCGUCAACUGGUCAUACCAGAAUUCGAAAGCAUGUAAAGUACUAGUUGGUGAAUCAACUGAGUCGUUCGCAGCGUCCAAAGCUACGACGCUGGACUCAAGUAACAAGUCUCUCGCGAGACCGCACCAGAGCUCGCCUUCCACCGGCUCAGGUAAAGAGGAAUCUCAUUCACGCCCUCGUAGAAGUGUAGAUGGGCAUGCUUCUUCUAUUUCUUCUUCCACGGAUUCCUUCACUGCUGUAGAUAUGCAUGAACUAAUCACGCCUUCUGUGAGCACUGUUAGUUUAGUGCAUGGUGUGGCAGCUGCGGCGACGGGGACAACUACACCACAAGAAGAAACGACGGUUAAAGCUUUUGGUUCUAACAGUGUAUAUAACCCAACUAUCGGUGAUGUUACUAAUACUGGUGAUUUAACAAAGGGCGAUAGUACGCUUGAAAUGAUUUCGCCUAACAAUUACGAAUCAUCACCUACAAUAACUACAACAGUAACUGAAAGUGGUAUGAGUAGCGCAACCAAUCCUAUAGCGGCUACUGCUACCACACCAAUGAAGUCAACAAUAACAGAACAAAGUUAUGUGGAACAACCACCAGAUAUAACAAAUUCUGACACAAAACAGGAACUGCCUUCGCUGGAAAUUAAAAAAAAUGAAAUUGCGUAUGACCCUGAGUCAAUGCAAAGUGAUUCAUUUCUAUCAAUUCAUUCUUAUGGUUUACAAAAACUCAAAUAUUUAAGACUUAUGGCUGAGCUUAAAGAAAUUAAUGCCGAAUUACAUAUUCAAACAAAUGAUUCAACGGAGGCAAUAAAAGAUCUCGAUAAAUUUCGCUACGAUGAAGAACAAAUUGAUAUUAGUAAAACAGAUACCACUACUGCUACUACUUUAUCUUCGGAGUCAUCUGAAGUUACAACCGCAGUUCCUCUUACAACAAUUGUAACACCUUACACCUUUAACCCUGUACAAGAUCCUCCACUUACCACUGUUAAUUAUUUAACAACACAUGAGCACAUUGAUUCAUCACCAUCAACAUCGAGUGUACCACCAUCACCAGAAUCGAGUGUUACCACUAACUCUAAUAUAAACAGCACAUCAACAUCAACAAAUUUGCCAAAAAAUGAAGAUUCUACUGUAAAUAUUGUUUCGGAAUCAACCACAAAAAACCCUGAACAGCCGUCUAAUCCCAAACAUGUUUUGAUCAACUUAACAAUAUCUGCCGAUGAUGCUGAAAAUUCUUCUUAUAAACCAUUUUAUUCAUUAACAGUGACAGUUCCAACUCUUGGUGAUAGUAAUGAAAUUCCGACAGUUAAAAUAACACCAAUAGAUACGGAACCAACAGCGCCGACUAAAUUCAAUAAACCAGUUGUAAUAGAAAACACAUCCAAGAAUGACAAAACUCCAGAUACGAUACCAACCAACAUGGGUGGAAAUUGUGAAUGUUCAUGCCCUAUAUGUGAUGUUUCUAAUACAACAGAUGACUUUUAUUACGACUUUUUUGAAAAAUCUACCACAAAUAAAGCAAACAGCAAAGAAUCCAGUACAAUCGAAAGUAGCACAGGUAGUGACAUGUCAACAGAAUUUUAUAGUACAACUGAAAUAAGUUCAGAAACGUCCACUGAAGAGAAUCCUUCAACAAGUGAGGGUACGGAAUCGACUACUGACUUUACAACUGAAUCACCCGGGUGUAUGACGGAAGCGGUUAAAUGUGUAUGUCCCAAGGUAGAGCCUCCACCUAUACUUAUACUAGAAGGUGCGCGAACGUUCCCCGCACAGUCGUUCCCUCCGGAUGGGACGACGUUCAAACAAAUUACUUUAGGUGAAAAAUUAUCAAAAGAAAUCCCUCCAUAUAGUUACUGGAACAUGCAAUUCUACCAAUCAGAAGCUUCUUAUGUGAAAUUUGACUACAUGAUACCACGAGGAGCUUCGAUAGGAGUGUAUGCGAGGCGGAAUGCAUUGCCGACGCAUACGCAAUACCAUUUCUUGGAAGUUCUCAGUGGAUUCAAAGCAAGAACUACCAGGGCAUCACAUCCAUCGGUCAAGAAAGAAGUAACACACUACAUGGAGCAAGGUCACUGGUUUCUAUCUCUCUACAAUGACGAUGGCGAUCCUCAAGAAAUCACGUUCAUUGCAAUGGUAGCUGAAGAUAUGACGCAGAAUUGUCCAAAUGGCUGCUCGGGGAAGGGCGAAUGUUUGAUGGGACACUGCCAAUGUCAGCCUGGUUUUGGAGGAGACGAUUGCAGUGAAAGUGUUUGUCCAGUGCUGUGCAGUCAACGCGGAGAAUAUAUAAAUGGAGAAUGCCAAUGCAAUCCUGGUUGGAAAGGGAAAGAAUGCUCAUUGAGACACGACGAAUGCGAAGUGCCUGACUGCAACGGCCACGGUCAUUGCGUCAAUGGGAAAUGUGCUUGUGUUCGAGGGUACAAAGGCAAAUUUUGUGCAGACGUCGACUGCCCCCACCCGACGUGUUCCGGCCACGGUUUCUGCAUCGAAGGCGCUUGCGUCUGCAAGAAGGGUUGGAAAGGACUCGACUGUGCUACUAUGGACAAAGACGCACUCCAAUGCCUGCCCGACUGUUCCGGUCACGGAACUUUCGAUGUCGAUACGCAGACUUGUACAUGCCACGCGCGAUGGUCUGGUGAAGACUGUUCAAAAGAGGUUUGCGAUUUAGACUGCGGCCCACAUGGCAGGUGUGUGGGAGAGUCUUGCGUAUGUGAUCCGGGCUGGACGGGCGAAUAUUGUACGUCGAAACUCUGCGACGCCCGCUGCAGUGACCACGGACAAUGCAAGAACGGCACAUGUCUCUGUGUUUCCGGGUGGAACGGGAGACAUUGUACUCUGGAAGGAUGUCCUCGGGGAUGUGCCGGUCAUGGUCAGUGUAGAGUUGCAAACGAUGGCCAUUGGGAGUGCAAGUGCUUUGACGGAUGGGAUGGACCUGACUGCACAACGUUGAAGGAACAAAUCUGUGACGACUCUAAGGAUAAUGAUAAAGAUGGUCUGAUCGACUGUGAGGAUCCUGAAUGCUGUCAAAGUGCCGCCUGCAAAGGUAGCCAACUUUGCGUCUCCUCGCCGAAACCCACCGACAUAUUGCUCCGGAAGCAGCCUCCAGCGAUCACAGCAUCAUUCUUCGAGAGGAUGAAGUUCCUCAUCGACGAGGGAAGUCUGCAGAACUACGCGAAACAGGAGACCUUCAACGAAAGCCGUUCAGCCGUGAUUCGGGGGCGAGUGGUCACAUCUCUGGGGUCUGGUUUGGUGGGAGUCAGGGUGUCCACGUCGACUCCUCUAGAGGGCUUCACCUUGACAAGAGAAGACGGUUGGUUCGACCUCCUUGUCAACGGAGGCGGAGCCGUGACUUUGCACUUCGGAAGGGCGCCGUUCAAACGCUCCUCGCAAGUCGUAUAUGUGCCUUGGAAUGAGGUUGUGAUAAUAGACGAAGUAGUGAUGACGACGUCAGACGAGAAAGGCGGCAUGGGGGGCCCGCAAGCCUGCUUGGCCCACGACUACGACGCCAUGAAGCCGGUGGUGCUGGCCACGUGGAAGCACGGCUUCCAGGGCGCCUGUCCUGAUAAGAGCGCCAUUCUUGCUGAGUCACAGGUGGUACAAGAAAGCCUGCAAAUCCCCGGCACUGGCCUGAACCUGGUCUACCACAGCUCCCGAGCGGCCGGCUAUCUCUCCACCAUACAACUCCAACUGACGCCAGAGAAAGUCCCACCGACCUUAGCCCUCAUCCAUUUACGAAUCACCAUCGAAGGAAUACUCUUCGAGAAGACUUUCGAAGCUGAUCCCGUGAUAAAGUUUACGUAUCCGUGGAACAGAUUGAAUGUUUAUAGGCAGAGGGUGUAUGGAGUUACGACGGCGCUGGUCAAAGUGGGUUAUCAAUACACAGAUUGUAAAGAUAUCAUUUGGAAUGUUCAGACGACGAAACUCAGCGGUCAUGAUAUGAGCAUAUCUGAUGUUGGCGGAUGGAACUUGGAUAUUCAUCACCGUUAUAAUUUCCAUGAAGGUAUCCUCCAAAAAGGCGACGGUACGAACAUCUACCUGAAGCACAAACCGCGCCUCAUCAUCACGAGCAUGGGCGACGGGCGGCAGCGCGCGCUGGAGUGCGCGGGCGCAGAGUGCGCGGGCGCGGCGCCCCGGCAGCGGCUGCUGGCGCCGGUCGCGCUGGCCGCCGCGCCCGACGGCUCCAUCUUCGUGGGAGACUUCAAUCUCGUGAGGAAGAUCAGCACGGACGGGACAGUGCGCACGGUGGUUAAAUUGAAUGCCACCCGUGUCUCCUACCGAUACCACAUGGCCUUGUCGCCCCUGGACGGGACUCUGUACAUAUCAGAUCCCGAGUCACACCAGAUUAUCAAAGUUCGCAACACCGACGACUACAACGACCCUGAACACAACUGGGAAACCGUUGUAGGCUCAGGCGAGAGGUGCCUCCCAGGAGACGAGGCACAUUGUGGCGAUGGAGCCCUAGCGAGAGAUGCCAAACUCGCAUACCCUAAAGGCGUUGCAGUUUCAAGCGAUAACGUCCUUUACUUUGCUGAUGGAACCAACAUCCGAAUGGUCGAUAGAGAUGGCAUUAUCACCACUGUAAUCGGUAAUCACAUGCACAGGGCUCAUUGGAAACCAAUACCAUGUGAAGGAACGCUAAGUGUCGAAGAAGUGCAUUUAAGAUGGCCCACAGAACUAGCUAUCAAUCCAUUGGAUAACAGUCUACAUAUCAUUGAUGACCAUAUGAUCUUACAAAUGGCUCCAGAUGGUCGCGUAAAAGUAAUCGCUGGAAGACCUUUGCAUUGUCCUUCGCCAUUGACUGGCUAUGAUAUGGAAUUGGCAACGUAUGCAACCUUAGUUAUGCCUCAAAGCAUUGCGUUUGGAGCCGCCGGAGACUUGUAUGUAGCUGAGAGUGAUUCCCAGAGGAUCAAUAGAGUUCGGCUUAUCACGACUGAUGGAAAAAUUUCACUAUACGCUGGAGCUGAAUCCAAAUGUAAUUGCCUGGAACGAGCAUGUGAUUGCUUCGAAGCCGAUCAUUUCCUAGCGUCUAACUCCAAAUUCAACACCAUUUCCGCUGUAAUUGUGAGCCCCGAUGGUAUAGUUCAUAUCGCUGAUCAGGCUAAUUACAGAAUUCGAUCCGUCAUUUCAAGCAUACCCGAUGCAAGUGGUGCUAGAGAAUACGAGAUAUACUCCCCUGAUACUCAGGAGAUAUAUAUCUUCAACAGAUUUGGCCAACACAUCAUGACAAAGAAUAUCCUCACUGGAGAAAACAACUACGUCUUUGCUUACACAGUCAAUACCAGUAAUGGAAAACUCAGCACGGUCACUGAUGCUGCCGGCAACAAGGUAUUCUUGUUAAGAGAUUAUUCCAGCAUGGUUAAUUCCAUAGAAAACACGAAAGGACAGAAAUGUAGACUGAAGAUGUCUCGAAUGAAGAUGUUGCAAGAACUAAGAACGCCUGAUAACUUCAACGUAACGUUUGACUACCACGGGACUACCGGUUUACUAAAAGCCAAAUACGACAGUACUGGAAGAAGUUACAUUUACAAAUACGAUGAAUUUGGCAGACUUACAUCGGCCGUAACACCGACUGGAAGAAUCAUCAAUUUAACAUUCGAUCUUAGCCUCAAAGGAGCAACUGUUCUUGUAAGCGAAAAUAAUAGAAAACCCGUUUCAAUAUUAAUCAAAGGUUCCUCUGUGAAGACCAAGGUCGGUGAAGCUGAAAAGAAAACUAUAAUUUCAACUGACGGUAGUAUUUCUUCUAGCAUGCCUUGGGGCCAUGUUAUCUCAACUGACACCGUUCCUUACACUAUUCUAUCAGAAAUCGAUCCUAUUCUCGGAGAAAGUUAUCCAGUGCCAGCCAAACAAAGAACUGAAGUUGGAGGUGACUUGGCGAAUCGUUUUGAAUGGCGUUAUUUCUUACGAAGGCUAUUAUCCAACAAAGGAAAGAGCAGUAAAGCAGUCGCUCAAAUAGGUCGUAAACUGAGAGUUAAUGGUGAAAAUCUUCUUACACUAGAAUACGACAGAGAUACCUCAACGGUCGCUGUUUUCAUGGACGAUAAAGUAGAACUUCUUAACGUUACUUAUGAUAGAACCGCCAGACCAGUAAAAUGGGGCCCAAGGAACGGUAUCUUUGCAGAAGUGGAGCUUGAGUAUGAUAGAUUCAACAGAUUAACCAGAUGGAGCUGGGGUGAUCUCAAUGAGACCUAUGGAUUUGACAGAGCUGGAAGAUUACACGAGAUCCGAUAUGGCGAUGGUUCCUCUUUGGCUUACUCGUUCAGAGAUAUGUUCACAAGUCUGCCCUUGAAGGUAACGACGCCUAGAGGAAGUGAUUACCUUCUAGAUUACGAUGACUCUGGUGCUCUCCAAAAUCUUACUACACCAAGAGGUCACAUUCACACGUUCGCCCUCAUGACUUCACUAGGCUACUUCAAAUAUCAAUACUUCUCUCCAAUGAACAGACAUCCUUACGAAAUUCUCUAUAAUGAUGAUGGUCAUAUCUUAGCAAAGAUUUUCCCUCACCAAUCUGGUAAAAUUUUGUAUGUUUAUGACAGCACAGGCAAAUUGGAGACGAUAUUAGCAGGAGCAUCUGCCAUCAGAUAUGUUUACCAUGAAAACACUCAUCUCGUAAAGAACGUAGAGAUAACGGAUCCAGAUUAUGAACUCAAGCAAGAUUAUAAAUAUCACGCUGGAAUAUUGAAAGAUGAGAAGAUGAAAUUCAAUUCAAAGAGUGGUUUGAACAAUGCUCAUUUCAAAUAUCAAUAUGAUGGCAAUGCUCGUCUAUCAACUAUAGAUGCUAAUAUUAACAGCAAGGAAAUGCCACAGAUUAGACUCAAAUAUAACCAGAAUCUUGGAAUUCUCGAAGGAGUAAGUGAUCUGAGAAUUUACAGGAAUACUUUCAACCGCUCCGUUAUGCAAGAUACAAGCAAACAAUACUUCACUAUCACUGACUACGAUGACCACGGCAGAAUCAAGACAAUUUUGAUGAACAUCAAAUCUUUCGACGUUUUCCGCCUGGAGUUGGAAUACGACGUAAGAAACCGAAUCAAAUCGAAAAAGAUGAUGAUUGGCGAUACUUCUUCCAACGAACGAAUCAGUUAUAACUACGACGGUCAUCUCAUGGAAGUGGUCGGAUCCGAAGAUGACUGGAAAUACGUUUAUGAUGAGAACGGCAACGUUAUCGGUGUUAUUGAGCAUGGCGAAAAGCGAUAUCUCGGUUAUGAUAUCGGAGACAGAGUUGUACAGUACGGAGAUAUUGAAUUCAGCAGUUACGAUGGUCGUGGUUUCGUCAUUAGACGUGGAGAACAAAAGUACAGAUACAACUCUAGAGGUCAAUUCGUCCAUGCCUUUGAGAGGGAUAAGUUCCAAAUGUGGUAUUAUUACGACGAUAGGAACAGGCUGGUGGCUUGGAAAGACGAUAAAGAUAAUAUUACCCAAUUCUACUACGCGAAUCCGCAAACACCGAACUUGAUCACGCAUAUGCAUUCUCCGAAGACAGAAAAGACUGUUCGCUACAUUUAUGACCAGAGAGAUUUCCUUACAGGGAUCGAAGUUGACGACGUCCGUUAUUAUGUAGCUACAGACCAUAAUGGCUCACCUCUCGUAGUUUUCGAUGUCAACGGUGAGAUCAUUAAAGAAAUCAAGCGCAGUCCAUUCGGAAAGAUCAUAAAAGAUUCCAACCCUGGCUUCUAUCUACCAGUUGACUUCCACGGUGGAAUUUUCGACUACAACACGAAUUUAAUUUAUCUCGAAAAUAGGUUGUAUGACCCAAUGGUCGGUCAGUGGAUGACUCCAAGUUGGGAACAUUUGGCCACUAAAUUGAGCCUACCAACGGACAUAUUCAUCUACAGAUUUAAGAACAAUGACCCUAUAAACAAGAACCAGAAUGUUCCUUACAUGACCAAUUUGGGCAGCUGGUUGCAGCUUUACGGUUAUGACCUGAAUAAGAUGAUGGGAUCGAAAUACAUAACGGACAUGAUCUUCCAGCCGAUGACGUCAGUGACCGCUCCUCAACUCGCACCUGAUUUCGGAGUGAUGUCUGGUCUACAAUGCAUUAUUGAAAAGGUGAAUGACAAAUUAUCGGACAUAGAUUUCGUGCCAACACCCCUUUUAAAGACGGAGCCGAUAACCAGAAACUUACUUCCACGCGUGUCCUACAAGCGUGGAGUGUUCGGAGAGGGCGUCCUCAUCUCCAGGGUCGAUGGCAAAGCUUUCAUCAGCGUCGCAGACGGUGCUAACAGCGUCGUCGAAGAUGUCAUCACGACGGUGUUCAACAAUUCUUAUUUCCUGGACGUCCACUUCAGUAUCCAUGAUCAAGACGUGUUCUACUUCGUCAAAGAUAACUCGCUGAAGAUCAGAGACGAUAUGGAAGAGUUGAGGCGCUUGUCUGGAAAAUUCAAUGUAUCGCAGGACGAAACGAACGAUCAAGGAUCUGAGGUGAGAGUGCACGCAGUCGGAAAAGGCUCUGCUCAGGCGGUCAUAGUGCUCCGGUACGGAGUGGACCCGGCGCAGGAGCGGAUCAAACUUCUGAAGCACGCGCACAAACGGGCCGCCGCCCGCGCCUGGGAGCGGGAGAAAGCGCUGGUGGCCGCCGGGUGGGAGGGCCGCGGCUCCUGGACCGAGGAGGAGAAAGAGGAACUCAUCUCCCACGGCAUCGUCGACGGCUGGGCGGCCCGCGACGUCCACUCCGUGUCCAAGUACCCGCAGCUCGCAGACGACCCCGCCAACAUCGUGUUCGUCCGCGACGGCAGACGGAAACGGAGAAAGAGCGGCCGCGCGCGCCAUCGCUCGUGACUCCAUUGAACGUGCCAUACGCCAUAUUGAACUCCGCGCGUGACGUCUGCUGUCAAAAAAGAAAUGACAGCCGAUUUCGCGCGCGGAAAGAUAAGGCUUUAGUUUUAUUUUUUAUAGGACUGAAGUGUUUCGACGGUAUGCCUCGAUAGAAAGUUUCUAAUUUUAGAGCUCUUGUGAUCGUUCUGAAACUAUUUGUGUAAGUAGUGAAGGCGAUGCCUACGGAUCGGAUAGAAUAAGGAUUGACUCUGAAGACGGACAAAGAAUGUGGCGGUGCCAUAAAGCAUCGAUAUGCUUUUCGUACUUAGGCUUAUCGUUUGAACCCCAUUUGAAGCUUUAUUUUGAUAUUUUUUUGCUCUUUUAAUGUCGGACUGAAAAGAAUCUCUUGUAACAACUCACAACAGGGUACCGAGUCAUAAAUAAAAAGAAAUUUAAUAAUUAAACUAAUAAUACGGCGAGCUGAGCAUAAUAAUCGAACCAAAUAAUACUCAAAUGCGAUCACAAUUUUUUAUCACAUUUUGAUAUUUUAUUUUACUAAAUACCUUAAUAUAUUAAUCCCAUAUACACAUCACUUAGAAUAUAAUUUCCACAAACCAUGUAUUCCUAUCACAUUUUAGCCAAAUAUUUCUUUCUAUCCAUACAUUUAGAUAUUUGUAAAUAAUAUUUUAUUCUUGUAGUUGUUCCUUUUAAUGUUAGACCUAAGGUCUUUUUUACUUCGCAAUACUAUUACUAUUUAAGCAAUAAUUUUAUAUUUUUUAUAUAUCCACAUGCGUCUGACUCUUCAAAUUAAGUGACCCCCGGCCACCCCCGCACACCAACCCCAUUUUCUAAGGCGACGAUCCCCGCUGAAACUUGUCGCAUUAAAUUUGCAGAGAUCAGAGCCUCAUCCCAGGUCGACUCCCACUAGCCGUUCGGAGCGACAGUGUUCUAAGUAGCUAUUCAAUAACCCCGUAACAUAAAAGUAGCAUGGCCUCGUAAUAAAUAGACAAAUAAAAUAAAACUAAUUAAAGUACAGAAAACGUUAAUACGUACAUUCUGCAUGUGUUGUGCAAUAAUCUUACAGUAGAAGUACAUACGCGUAGGGUCAGCCUUCUCGCCGACUUAUUGUAGCCGCGCGUUUUUAGAGACUGAAUUUUUUUUUUCAUUUCCUCAGUUGCGUCGUGAGUGCGAACGAAAUAGGGCCACUACUACGAAUCCCUAUACGACAUUGUCACGAAGUUAGCAAGCUGAAAUGAAACUCUGUGAAACCUUUACACGGCCGUUUCAGCUUGGUAACAUAUGCGUUCAUUACGCAACUGAGAGCUAUCUUAUCUUUCUUCGUUUAAUAAUAAGUCAGCGGGAAGCGAGGAAAUUGUAAUUUAAAAAGUGUAGUUUAUGAAUAGUAUAUGUCCAUAAAUGUGUCUCAUUUAAAUUGUGGUGUCUAUUCCGUGUUAGAGUACUAAUUUAAUGCUAGUUGACUGAGUGGGUGGUGAUAGGAGCGGAUAUUUUUUACAAAUUAUAUAUUGAUGAUGGGAUUGUACGAGUAUCAAUACCUGGGUCGUCACUGGCCCACGUGAUGGUGAUAUUUAUGCAAAAUGUGACUAAACGAAGCAAUACUGUAAUUUAAUACGUCUUACCCUUUAUUUAGUGAUCGUAAGGUGUAUUUUUAUUUUAAUUGAUAAAAUAUAUAUCUAUUGUGAAUGUAGUUUAUUAUUUCGCGGUGAUAUUUACUAGAACAGUAUAGUUAUCUUUUUUAUAAUGUAUAAAGAAUUCUAAUUUGUAAAUAGGUACUUAAUGAGGAUGUAAUCUGUAAAAAUAUUGUACAUAUCUUUACGCUUCGAUUAUUUAUAAUGUAUCCGUUAAGGUUUUAGAGUUACUGAUGAAAUGAAAAAUACAAACAGUUGUUGGCGCAAGAACCCGGUUAUACCCAGACAAGCCUAACGACGCUAACGAUUGUCGACGAACUAACCGUAGACGUAACACGUAAAAGUAACAAUAGUAGUGACCCCAGUAUUCAUGCUUUUAAAUUAAAAAUAUAAUUUUAAAUUAGCGUCAAAAAGUUAUUUUUGAGAGUUUUCAUUUUCUAGUUCUAAAGAAUGAUUACAAUUCCGAAAGUGUGUCUUUAACAACUGAAAAAUUUCUCUUCCAUUUUCUAUCUCACUCUGUCUUGUAUCUAUUCUUUCUCAUUAAAAAAAAAUAUUUCGUGUUUUUUUCUCGAUUACUCCUUUUGUUACAUCUACGGAUAUCAGAAGACCAUAGACUUUGACGUUAGAAUUAGAGCUUGUUCUACUUCAUGACAAAAACGGCAUUUAAGUAAAUGUAGAACUGAUUCCUCGUACUGCAUUUAAUUUUUAAUGUAGAUACGAUACGUAGACCCCACUGGGCUUUUAUAUGCUGAUACAAUGAGACGAAUAAAAAAAAUUACGCCUAAUAAUCUGUGACUGACUUUGUGUAUAAUUUUUUUGAGCUAUGUUCUACAAUAUAAUUUUCGUAUUGGUAAAAUUUUAAUGGUAAUUAACGCACAAACUACACCUGAUUUAAUUUAAUUUUUUAAUAAAUAAAAUUUCGAUUAACAUAUCGGAAAUGAAAUGAGAUUUAAAAUGUUAUAAAUAAUGUAAUUUAUAUACCGUUUUAUUUUCCGGGUUUUACAAAUUUUAUUUUGCUAUGACCUAUUUUUUUAAUUAUUGAAGGUCUGUCAUAAAAUUUUUAUAUGCUUAGAAAAAAAGUUUGUGUUGAGCCUAUGUUAGCAAUUGAAUGAAUUGUCAAACUGCCAUUUUAUGACGAUACUAUAAAUUAUUUAGUUUAAAUUAUUGAUAUUGAUUGAUUAUAAUUAAUUUAUUGUAUGUAUUUGGAUGUUAUGUUCAAAGACUAUUAUAUUUAGUUAAUUUUUCUAAACAUUUUGUUAUUAGUCUUCGUAAAUGUGUAUCAGCAUAUAAUGUCUAAUAACUUUGGAUGUAUAGUUAGACUGCAAUCAUACUCAUAGUUGGGUCGCGUGCGUGCUGCGAAAUGUAAGCAUGUACAAUAAUAAAUAUAGAAAGUAUUCUA
Molecule: messenger RNA, 12746 nt
Organism: Amyelois transitella
Lineage: Eukaryota; Metazoa; Arthropoda; Insecta; Lepidoptera; Pyralidae
Gene: Ten-m
Product: teneurin-m
Exons: 19
Coding region: 171-9725 (3184 amino acids)
Biological process (GO): motor neuron axon guidance
Source: RefSeq, a predicted model, not a curated record